AUGGUGAACAAGGUGCAACUGGUCUACAUGAUCAUCGAUGGCCUCUUCCUGCUUAUGGGUAUCUUCAUCCUGACUUUCUCCGUCGUGGUUGGGAACAUCCGGAAUGAGGUGCCUACCGAUGGGAGACAGGCGGCGAGGAAUCUCUUGUACCAGAGGUUUCCCUUGGAAGCGGGAAUUGCAAACUCCGUCUUUGUCUUCAUCACCUUCAUCUCGACCCUCCCCGGAUUAGCGACACACUCGCGACGCUGGCUCAAGCUCGGCGGCUACCUCACCGUCAUCUGCGCCAUAUUCAGCAUGGUUGUCGGCUUGUUCCUGUGGAUCCUGACGCUGAAGACGCGCAAAGAUUUCGAGCCGCUCUUCACUUCGCAGCCCGACGAGGUCAAGAGCCUCAUGCAGACGGCAUUUGAAUGCUGCGGCUACAUCAACAGCGAGACCUUCCCCUUCUUCGUCACCGACACCACCUGCCCCAGCAAGGCGGCCGCCGCCCUCAUGCGCGGGUGCGCCGCACCCAUCACGUCGUUCGCCAACGUCUUCAUCGACAACAUUUUUACCGCCCUGUUUGGCAUCGUCGGCAUCGACGUCAUCUUCAUUAUGGCCACGGCCUGCCUGUUGAAGGAGCGCAAGGAGAAGGAGCGGUUCCGGCAUAUCGACGAAAAGAGCGGCGCUGGGCGGAUCUGA
Canariomyces notabilis is the source of this 678-nucleotide messenger RNA. RefSeq lists its product as uncharacterized. The coding region runs from base 1 to 678 and encodes 225 amino acids. Gene Ontology annotation, cellular component: membrane. The record is from RefSeq and is a predicted model, not a curated record. The transcript is spliced from 3 exons. Lineage: Eukaryota; Fungi; Ascomycota; Sordariomycetes; Sordariales; Chaetomiaceae.